CUCAGCCGGCAGCCCCUCACGAAACGCGCACCGCUCGUCUUGUCCCUGUCAACUGAACCCGGAACUGUUUGUAGCACCGACUCAUGCUGCUGUUUGGUAAAGCAGGAGAGUAACUCAGGUAGCUUGCAAAGAGCUGCAGGGCGAUUGUUAGCCAUGGAGCGUGUCAUGGGAGGAGGAGUGCUUCAGCUGGUUUUAGCAAGUGCAGGGCUCUUGCUGCUUUACCGGAUACUUGGCCGCCUCAGACAAGGAGCUGCUCUGCAGGAUGCUGUGGUGGUCAUCACAGGGGCCAGCUCUGGACUGGGGAAAGAGUGUGCACGGGUCUUCCAUGCUGCAGGUGCACGGCUCGUGCUGUGUGGACGAGAUGCAGCUCGUCUGCAGCAGGUGGUCCAGGAGCUGACAGCAAGUUCAACAGGUUCGCAGCGGCAGACUUACACUCCCUUCACUGUCGUCUUUGACCUGGCUGACACAGACACAGUGGACAGAGCUGCAGAGGAGAUCCUCAAAUGUUAUGGACAAGUGGAUGUCCUCAUCAAUAAUGCUGGGAUCAGUUACCGUGGCAACAUACUGGAUACCAACAUCUCAGUUCAGCGGGAAGUUAUGGAAACCAAUUACUUUGGGCCCAUUGCUCUUACUCAAGCUCUCCUGCCCUCCAUGGUUCGCCGGCGCAGUGGGCACAUAGUUGUCAUUAGCAGUGUCCAGGGCAAGAUAGCCAUUCCCUACAGAUCAGCUUAUGCUGCCUCUAAGCACGCCACCCAGGCCUACUUCGACUGCUUACGGGCCGAGAUUGAGCGCCAUGGGAUUCCAGUGACCGUGAUCAGUCCUGGGUACAUCAAAACCAACCUGUCAGUCAACGCUGUCACAGGGGACGGCUCCAAGUACGGAGUUUUGGAUAAAACGACAGCAAUGGGAUGGGACCCCCGGGAUGUGGCUCAGGCCGUUCUGAAGGCUGUCCGUCAGAGGAGCAAAGAUGUUAUUUUGGCAGGACCUCUGCCCAAUCUGGCCAUCUACCUCCGCACACUGUGGCCUGCGCUCUUCUUCAAAUUCAUGUCCUCUCGCGCUCGCAAAGAGCAGAAACCUAAAGACGAGUGAUGCAGCAGCAGGAGAGGGCCAAGGGGCUCAUGACAGGGACACGUGGACCAAAAUGUGAAACUGACUGCUUCCCAUGGACAGGAGACGUGAAUCUCUUCAGUGACCUGUUAACCAUUUUGCAAUGCUACUUGUCCAGCAUCUGAAACCAACCAGACGCCUGUGUGUUGUAAGGCUGUGUUGUUCAGCUGUUGCAGGAAUUACCUUUUAAAAUGUCUUUUACUGACAAGACUGAAAUCUGCGCUGUUGUGAGCAUGUGAUGCCGUUUUUCAAACUGACUCCUUGACGUGGAUUUGGUUUGCAAAUAAAUACUCAAGCUGUAAUCUAUUUUCAGGAGUCUUGAUGUUUAACCUGUAAUUUAGAUGUUAAUAUGACCUGUCAGGCCUGGGAAGUAUUUUUGAAUUAUUUUCCCUUUCGCUGUCUUCUGUUGUCCCACUUAUGAAAAAUCCUUUGAAGCCUGCAGUAUCACAUUUUAAUGACUUGAAAAUAGAUGAGAUUUAAUUUGUAAAUGUGACACUGUCCUGCUGUGCAUCUGAUACUAGCAGUACAAACAAAUAGCAGGAUUUGAUGAAGGUAUGGUGCAUGCUGUUUUGGCACAGGAUCCUACAGUUAAAAAAAGCACUUUGUCAAUGAUCAUGUCUUUCAGCACCUGGUAUGUUGUUUCUGGGUCAUCUCUACUAUGAGGCAUACAAAGCACGCUGCUGAAAAUGAUUCUCAAAUAAAGUGCUUUUGAUACAUAUAGAGGAAGGAAAUAUUGCUCAUCUCUAUCCAGAAAAAAAAUCUUUUUUCUUUUAGUUUCCUGUUCAAGUCCAGCAGUUUUCAGCUAUUUUAUCACCUUGAGUCCAGAUGAUCACAACUGGCCCUGCCCCAUAUGUCUAUAUUCCUGUUGGGUUUGUUAACUGAGCUGUUUUGUUUUGCUGUGAAAGGAUCAAAUUCCUUUGAUGGGGACAGUCAGGGAUUCAGUAUGGAGUUAGUAGAGAGACCACUCAACCAUCUCUGGAAGAGCUGUUUGUAACAACCUGAAGGCCACAUAAAAGUUUGCAUUUGAACUGGUUUUCCACAAAGUAUAUAUAAGGAAUACAGACAAGCAGGUUUUUGAACUAUCUUUAUACACAGAAUAAAAACACCUUUUACAA
This is a messenger RNA of Chelmon rostratus (copperband butterflyfish), 2222 nucleotides long. It is a transcript of the gene dhrs7b, whose product is annotated as dehydrogenase/reductase (SDR family) member 7B. The coding region runs from base 154 to 1089 and encodes 311 amino acids. Lineage: Eukaryota; Metazoa; Chordata; Actinopteri; Chaetodontiformes; Chaetodontidae. The transcript is spliced from 7 exons. Gene Ontology annotation, molecular function: oxidoreductase activity. Gene Ontology annotation, cellular component: membrane. The record is from RefSeq and is a predicted model, not a curated record.